Molecule: messenger RNA, 1039 nt
Organism: Jaculus jaculus (lesser Egyptian jerboa)
Lineage: Eukaryota; Metazoa; Chordata; Mammalia; Rodentia; Dipodidae
Product: casein kinase I-like
Exons: 1
Coding region: 1-999 (332 amino acids)
Biological process (GO): negative regulation of canonical Wnt signaling pathway; signal transduction; peptidyl-serine phosphorylation
Cellular component (GO): nucleus; cytoplasm
Molecular function (GO): ATP binding; protein serine/threonine kinase activity
Source: RefSeq, a predicted model, not a curated record
AUGUCGAGCAGCGGCGGCUCCAGGGCCGAGAUCGUCGUCGGAGUGAAGUACAAACUGGUGCGGAAGAUCGGGUCCGGCUCCUUCGGGGACAUUUACCUGGCGAUCAACGUCACCAACGGUGAGGAAGUGGCCGUGAAGCUCGAGGCUCAGAAGGCCAGGCAUCCCCAGUUGCUGUACGAGAGCAAACUCUAUAAGAUUCUUCAAGGUGGGGUCGGCAUUCCCCACGUACGCUGGUAUGGACAGGAAAAGGACUGUAAUGUGCUAGUCAUGGAUCUUCUGGGACCCAGUCUCGAAGACCUCUUCAAUUUCUGUUCAAGAAGAUUCACCAUGAAAACUGUACUCAUGUUAGCUGACCAGAUGAUCAGUAGAAUUGAGUAUGUGCAUACAAAGAAUUUUAUACACAGAGACAUUAAGCCAGAUAACUUCCUAAUGGGUAUUGGGCGACACUGUAAUAAGUUAUUCCUUAUCGACUUUGGUUUGGCCAAAAAGUACAGAGACAACAGGACAAGGCAACACAUCCCAUACAGAGAAGGUAAAAAUCUCACUGGCACUGCCCGAUAUGCUAGCAUCAACGCCCAUUUUGGUGUUGAGCAGAGCCGCCGAGAUGACAUGGAAUCAUUGGGAUAUGUUUUGAUGUAUUUUAUUAGAACCAGUCUGCCAUGGCAAGGGCUAAAGGCUGCAACAAAGAAGCAGAAAUAUGAAAAGAUUAGUGAAAAGAAGAUGUCCACUCCUGUUGAAGUUUUAUGUAAGGGGUUUCCUGCAGAAUUUGCUAUGUACUUAAACUAUUGCCGUGGGCUGCGCUUUGAAGAAGCCCCGGAUUACAUGUAUGUGAGGCACCUGUUCCGCAUCCUUUUCCGGACCCUGAACCACCAAUAUGACUACACUUUUGAUUGGACAAUGUUGAAGCAGAAAGCGGCACAGCAGGCAGCCUCUUCCAGUGGGCAGUGUCAGCAGGACCAAACCCUCACAGGCAAGCUGACAGAACCAAGAGUAACAUGAAAGGUUUCUAAGCAUGAAUUGAGGAACGGAAGAAGCAGAA